GAAGAAGAAAGCUUAGCAUCGUUAGCUGCUGAAGUGUGCCAGUCGAUAGUAACAGAACUAAAUUCAACUCAACUAAAUAAAUUGAUAAAAAAUGGCCGGAACGGCUUCGGUAGCCGGUGAGGUGUUUGUCGAUGCUUUGCCAUAUUUUGACCAAGGUUACGAUGCAGCAGGUGUCAGAGAAGCGGCUGCGGCGUUGGUGGAGGAAGAGACCAGAAGAUACAGACCGACCAAGAACUACCUGAGCUACCUAAUCACGCCUGACUUCUCUACUUUUGAGACAGAAAUCAUGAGGAAUGAAUUUGAGCGGCUGGCGGCCCGGCAGCCCAUGGAUUUGCUGAGCAUGAAGAGAUAUGAGCUGCCGGCGCCCUCUGCAGGACAGAAGAAUGACAUCACAGCAUGGCAGGAGUGUGUGAACAACUCAAUGGCCCAGCUGGAGCACCAAGCGGUCCGUAUCGAGAACCUGGAGCUCAUGUCGCAGUACGGAACCAACGCGUGGAAAGUCUACAAUGAUAACUUGGCCUUCAUGAUUGAGAUGGCUCAAAAGGAGCUUCAGAAAUUCAGGAAACAAAUUCAGGAUUUAAACUGGCAGCGUAAGAACGAUCAGUUAGCAGGAGGAGCCAAACUGCGAGAGCUGGAGUCAAACUGGGUGUCUCUGGUCAGUAAGAACUACGAGAUCGAGCGGGCCAUCGUUCAGCUGGAGAACGAAGUGGCUCAGCUCAGACAACAGCAGGGGGACGAGAACAAGGAGAACAUCAGACAGGACUUUUAGAGCGGCAGCAGCAGACGCUUUCAUCUACCCUCACAGCGCUGAACUGCAGACUAAUGAGAGAUUCAGAGAGAUUUCAUCUUGUUUCAUAAGGCUGACUGCAACAAACUGAACCAAACCCAUCUGUGCAAGUGCUGAGAUAACUGAGAACCAGCCUGUAUGGAGGAGAUUUAAUGUUCUCAACCUGCAUCAUCCAGACGGACUGCUCUGAAAUCUCACAUCAGUUUAGUCUACUUUUGAAACAGUGGUGGAAUAUGGUAUAAUGCAGAUUUCUCAGUGCUACAAUGAAAUGUAUUUAGUUUGUCUAUUUCUGUGAGCCCCACCUCGACACAUGUUCAUGUCAUUUUUUUUAUGCCACUGUAAUAAAAUGAACAUUUCUUACAUUUCCUAA
Messenger RNA from Scomber scombrus (Atlantic mackerel), 1157 nucleotides. RefSeq names its product BCAS2 pre-mRNA processing factor (gene bcas2). Lineage: Eukaryota; Metazoa; Chordata; Actinopteri; Scombriformes; Scombridae. The coding region runs from base 92 to 769 and encodes 225 amino acids. The transcript has 7 exons. Gene Ontology annotation, cellular component: Prp19 complex; precatalytic spliceosome; catalytic step 2 spliceosome. Gene Ontology annotation, biological process: mRNA processing. The record is from RefSeq and is a predicted model, not a curated record.